ACACCAGACACGGAACAGAGUACACCGCAACUCCACAACACACACACUCUCUCUCUUCUGCUUUGAUCCCCACAUUUGCUCCCUCUGAGAUGUCGUCGACGGCGUACUCGCGGCCGUCGAAGCUCCCGGGCGGGGCCGGCGAGCGGAGGCUGCCGCCGCGGCAGCUUCACCGGCAAGAUCGAGCCCAAGAAGCUCGGCCUCGCGCUCCUCACCUACGUCUCCCUCGCCAAGCUCUUCACCAUCUACUCGCGUGUAUUCGGUACGUACCCCGAUCCAAUCAAGCAUUCGACUAUCUUUCCUUUCUGAUCUAGCUUAAUUUGGUGCGUAUCGGGACGUAUCCUUCCACUCCACGAAUACGAGAUCGAGAUCGAGCCGGGGGCUUCGUUGCGUCAAAGUAACGCCACCGAUUCGAUUUCCAAUUGAUUUGAACCGACCCGAAUUUGGACGGGUUUCGUUGCGUGCAAGUAAAGCAACCAAUUCGAUUUCGAUUCCAAUUCCAAUUCAGAUGUCCAUAUAUUCUCAGAAUUCCGGGAUCCAGAUCCACGAUUCCCUGAGCAACACAGCGAACGAAAACUCCCCGCGCGCGAGCGAAAACGCACAGCUUUCCUCGAGCCGCCGCCGCCCGCCGCCGUUCGCAAAGCCGCCGCCCGCCGCCAUGCCGAGUCGUCGCCGCCGCAACCGCAAGCGCCUCCUCACCUGCGUCGGCGCAGCUUCGGUGGGCGCGCUGCUCUUUUUCGGCGCCCACUCCUCGCACAUCGGCCUCGGCGGCGGUACUUGGCCGCAGCAGCAGGACCAGCUCUUCCGGUCGGCGGGGCCACCGCCGCCGGAAACCCUAAUGUCGAUGCCGCGCCAGACGUCAGAGGCCGAUCUGUCCUUCGCGCGGCGCCUGUUGCCCAACCGCCACCACUCCCCGCCGCAACUCCGGGAGGAUGCCGUCCUCCUCCCGGACCGGGAGGUUCUCGUCCUGUCCGCUGACCCUGCCGUGGGGAACGCCAUGUGCGUCUUCCAGGGUGGGGCGUCCUCCCCGGCGCGCGCGCUGGGGAGGCUGCCGGGGCCCGGGCGCCACGCCUACCUCUGCCCCCUGCCCGGCUCAGAGCAGCCGCUCCAACCACCACCCCUGCUGCUUUCAUCUUCCUCUUACUCCUCCUCGGCUGCUCCCCCUGCCACUGCCCCUGCCCCUGCCGCGGAUUUCCACAAGUUGCUCAAUUGGAACGACAGUCUCGUGUUUGAUUCCGCCCCUCUCCCCGGAGGCGAUCUUCUCCUCUUCGCCAAGGGCACCAACAGCCGCCAAGGGGUCAUCAAGACUGCCACUUCCAACAUCCAGUGCAUCUACAGCAGAGACUCCGAUGGCACGGUGGCCUCCUCCCCCGCCACCACUUCAGCCCAGCAGGUGAUCAGGUGCCCCCCUCCACCGGCUCCUUUAAGUUCCAGCAACCUCCAUGUCACCGUAGCCCUCAACGGCCAGGAGCCUUUACCCUCACUUGCCACCUACGAUCCACAAAACACUGCCUUGCCUGUGACACGUGAAAGGAAAUCGAUCUGUGCCUGCACCAUGGUUCGAAAUGUCGCCAAGUUUCUGCCUGAGUGGGUGAGGUACCAUGCAGCAGUGGGUGUUGAGAAGUUCUUCCUAUACGACAAUGCAAGCGAGGAUGACCUAGCAGGGCAGGUCUCUAGUUUGAACUCUGCUGGCAUUGAUGCCUCCACCGUGGCCUGGCCCUGGACCAAAACGCAGGAAGCAGGGCUUUCUCAUUGCGCAGCCACGAAUCAACCUUCCUGCGAAUGGAUGGCAUUCAUGGACGUUGAUGAAUUCAUUUUUUCACCAAACUGGAACGAGGUCGAGAAGCCUUCGAAAUCGUUGCUUGACUCGGUUGUUUCCGUUGAUCCGGAGGUUGGCCAAAUAUUCCUCCCCUGCUACGAUUUUGGUCCCUCUGGCCAAACAGCACAUCCGCAGGAAGGGGUGUGCCAAGGCUACACCUGCCGGCUGACGAGAGCUGAGCGUCACAAAUCAUUGGUCCGCCUUGAUGCGGUGGCAGAUUCGCUUGCAAAUUCUGUACACCAUUUUACACUAAAGCCUGGUUUCCAGAAAAUGUGGACUACUUUGGCUCGCAUAAACCACUAUAAGUAUCAAGCUUGGACAGAAUUCAAAUCGAAGUUCAAACGACGCGUGUCAGCAUACGUGGCAGAUUGGACAGAUCCCAUUAACCUGCAAUCCCAUGACCGGGCCCCCGGGCUGGGAGUUGAUCCUGUUGAACCAGUUGGCUGGGCGGAGAGCUUUUGUGAGCUUAAGGAUUAUACUAUGAAGAAGCUAAGUGAGAAGUGGUUCGGAAUUGGGUCUGGAGGCCACGGAGCAAUAACAGAGUUCAACUCUAACGGUGACAUUGCUCCCUCCCCCUCUCUUACAUAGCUUAUUUAGUAAUAUAAAAUAACUAAAGCUACUAGUAUAAAAAAUAGUCAACUUGCCAAAAAAAAAUAAAAAAUAUAGCCCUUAACUUGAUUAGUAUACACAUUUUUACAAAGAAUCAAGGCAUGCCAUUUUUACUGUUUAUGCCUGCAUAUUACAAAUGUCAUUACUAACAUCAGUAUGUUUUCCUUGCAGUUUUCUCAGCUAUUCACUGUCAGACAGUAAUCUGCACUAGUUUAGGAUUUCUGGCCAAUGAUGAUAUAUUCUGGUUACCUAUUGGUUUUAUUGUUUUUUGCCAUGCUCCUUUUGCUGAAAGUGUAAAAUCCACAAGGCAGACACAUCAGGAAUUUGUUUCUCUUUCGACUUUACUUGGUUCAAAUGAUUAAAAGCAAUCAAACUGAGGCGGAUCAAAAUUUUGCAUGGUCUCUUCGGUGCAGAUGAUAUAUAUGAAUUAAUCUAAGGCCUUCUUUUUUCCUGGAUGUUCUUUUCUGGUGCAAAGGAUGUGCAUAAGUCCAUCUGAAACUCAUCGACUGGUUGAGCCUUGUGCAGCAUAAAAUCUGAGGCCAGAUGUAGCUUAGCUCCUUUUUGUUUCACUUUUGUUGUUUGGGGUUUCAGUGCUUGGUUCUCUAGCUUUUCUUUUGACUGCAUGGUAGUUUCUGGUUUUGCAUGAGGUUAUUAUUGUUUUUUACAGGUUAUUGGCAUGCUUCUGUUUGGUUGGCGUCACCUGUUCUUCUGGGUGCAGUUGUAGUUUGGUGGGUGUCGGUGGCUGCUGCUGCCGAAUACCGGUAUUUUGGUGAGCUAUUUCUUGUUCUAGAUGUCUUGGUUGUUCUUCAAUAUUUUAUGAUUGGAGUUUUUUGCGGUUUCUGAUGGAUUACAAUUUUCCCCCGAGGUCCCACCAUCCAAGGAGCUCCAGGCGCGUGCUAAAAGGACCUCGCCAUUGCUCGUCUUUCCUGAUUGCCUGGCAGGAUAUGUAGCUACCUUUUCUUCGGCAACAUGGCAUGGACUGCAGGGAUCUUCUCUGGUUGUUUGGUUAGUUUUAUUUCUUGGUUGUUUGUGAUUGGGAGGAACUGCUAUUGUCAGAGAGAGAGGUGUCACCAGUCACCCCCUGCGUUUCUUUGUUCAGCCCUCAGUACACAGGCAAAACUCGGUUAUUGUGGAUCCUAACCUUGGGCUAACCUCUCUCCUACUCUUGCUCCUUAUUGAUUCAUGGCAAGUCUCUUGAAACAUGAUGAUAUUGAUUCUUGUGAACCCUAAUGGUGGCUUCUUGUCUGGCUAUUAUAUCUGUAGCAGGAACCUGAAGAACUAGUUGAGGCAAUCUCACACAAGCAUCACUAUCUUCUGUUGGCCAUGAUUGGCUUGGUGGCGGGGGAGGUUAUGUUCUCAGUGGCUGGUAGAGCUUCAUGAAGCAUAAAAUCUGAGGCGUCUUAGCUCUGAUUAAUUCAUGAAUUUAUCAGUGGAUUAGGGAUAUGAAGUUACCUAGUAACAUACUUUUAGAUUCAGACCUCAAUGCCAUGGUAAUGGUAUGACUAUAUUUUAAUUAUAGUCAGUAAGAAUAGUACUGUUGACCAUAACUCGUAUACCACUUGAAGAAAAAGAAAAAGAAAAAGAAAACAGUUCAUGUAUCAUUUAUUGGUGUGCAGAUUUUCGGAUUUUGGCCUUGCAGUUAUAGGUGUAAAUCACAGCAAAGGUAAUCUGAAGCUUCCCUGAACUUUGGGCUAUCUUGCUCCUCAGUACUUAUCAUAUGGUCUGUCCUUCUUUUCUUCUUGUUCUUCAUCUGCAAUCUACUUUCUACUGUAAACGUUGAUGAUGUCCUAUUUUGUUACGUGCAACUAUAUUCAAUACAGGGAAGUUGAUUGAGAAGAGCGAUUUAUAUGUAUGUGCUGGGUGUAGUGCUUCUGGAGCUUUUAUUGCGAAGGAGGCCAAUUGAGAAGAUGGCACCAUCUCAAUGCCAAUCAAUUGUUGCAUGGGUAUUCUAAAAAUUAGCUAGAACUGGUCCAGUUAAGCAGUGUUCACUUUCAGCAUGCAUAGAUUAUUUCUGAUUUCACCACCUGAAUCUGGGCAAUUUGCAUUUGCCCAUUCCAUUAGCAUAUGACACAUUUGAUAUCAAAUGCAGGCCAUGCCUAAGCUAAUUGACAGAUCAAAGCUCCCAACCAUACAUAAUUGACCCUGUGAUGAAGAACAGGAUGGACCUGAAGCACUUGUACCAAGUACUACUCACAAUCAACAUUAGCUCAUAAUUGAUAUGUCAAGCUGGCUUCUUGGAGUAGCACAUUGCUUCCUGUCGAAUACUUGUCCCUCCGCAGCUGCAGCUGGUGGUCACAUGUCUUCAUGGCCUGAGGUUGCUCCCAGUGGCGGACGCCUCAGAGGGGCUUGCUACCGGUGCGAGGGUCGUUCGAUUUGCUGUUGCUAUGAUGCUAUCAAUGGCGCUAGGCUGUUAGGGUUCUUGUGCUAGUUCAGUGUAGUAGUGUUGUUUUUUUCUCUUUUGAUUGCUUGAUCUUUGUUCUGCUUUGUAAGAGGACUUCCUCAACACCUUGUAUCGUCUGACCGAGCUGGCUUUAUUAAUUUAAAGCUGGGCUGCAAAGCCUUCUAUCUAAAAUAACAGAUGUACUCCA
Lolium perenne is the source of this 5013-nucleotide messenger RNA. Lineage: Eukaryota; Viridiplantae; Streptophyta; Magnoliopsida; Poales; Poaceae. The record is from RefSeq and is a predicted model, not a curated record.